AAACUGAAAAGCAAAACGUAAGAAAUAGGAUUGGAUAUUUAAGGAUUAAGCUAAAAAUCCAAAACCUGAUGAAAAUUUUGCGGUGGUCACUCUGAUAAGCGAUCAAGUACUCUUCUUAUUGCUUAUGGAACCAGUUACAAUCUCAAGUCACCAAACGAUGCCUUGAGCCAUCAAAUCCAGAGAACAAUCUCUCCGAAUCUGCCUUUUUGAAGAGAUGAACUCAACAAGCCUAUUGAUCAAGUCUAACAAAACCGAUCACCAACAAGAAAGCUCAACAACCCUCAGCCACAUCAGCACUAGCAUUCAGAUCUAUCACAAUCAGACCCCAUGGGAUAAGAUACGUUACAGCAUCUGGAAUCUUCAUGGAGAUCUUCAGUCUCACGUACCAAUUUACUUCACAGGAUCUGAAGCCUAUCCAGUAGGUAUUCUUGAAUGUGUGAAAGGUUUAUAUGGGAAUAAGAUGCUCAAUGAAGUGAUUGACUCUAUGAUGAUGAGAUACACAGUACAAGUGCUCAAAUCUUACAGGUGGAAGCUUGGUUUUUUUUACUUGCACUGACCGAAGAUGAUUCAGAUAGCUAAAGAACUCA
This is a messenger RNA of Brassica oleracea var. oleracea, 587 nucleotides long. RefSeq lists its product as uncharacterized. The coding region runs from base 215 to 556 and encodes 113 amino acids. Lineage: Eukaryota; Viridiplantae; Streptophyta; Magnoliopsida; Brassicales; Brassicaceae. The record is from RefSeq and is a predicted model, not a curated record. The transcript is spliced from 5 exons.